Messenger RNA from Penicillium bovifimosum, 1416 nucleotides. RefSeq names its product tRNA-ribosyltransferase family protein. NCBI's taxonomy places the organism in Eukaryota, Fungi, Ascomycota, Eurotiomycetes, Eurotiales, Aspergillaceae. The transcript has 3 exons. The record is from RefSeq and is a predicted model, not a curated record. The coding region runs from base 1 to 1416 and encodes 471 amino acids. Gene Ontology annotation, molecular function: tRNA-guanosine(34) queuine transglycosylase activity.
AUGACCACCAGCGCCAUGGACCAGUCGUCCUCGUCCCCAGCGAUGAGCUUUACCGUGCUGGCAUCUACUGCUCCGGUUCUCGCCCCGCGAGUAGGUAAAUUGGCGAUUGCAGGCCGCAAGACCAUCGCGACCCCCCACCAUGUGCCGCUCACUUCGCGGGGCACAGUCCCGCAUGUUGCGCACGAUGUGAUGCGCCAACAUACUGAGAUUAAUAGUUUAUAUGCUGGAUUGGAAGAUUUCAUCGCGAGAAAACAACCACCUGUAUACAAUACCCCCGCGGCGGAUCAUGAGUCGCCGUUGAAAAAGUUCAUCUGCGUCCCCGAGGACAUGCCAUUGAUUCUUGGCCCGCGACGAUUCCCUCCCAUCCCAUGUCCACCGGCGAACACCUCGAGUUCCAUCGCACUGCUUACCUCAACUGGAUUCACCCAGCUAGACGCCCACGAUUACGUGCAGGCAGUGCAAAAGCUGAGACCUGAUAUUGCCGUCGGAAUGGUAGACCUGGCUAACAAGCAGCCGGGAUCGAAGCGGCGGGCAAGAAUGGUUGACAGAACGCACGCGUGGAACCGCGAUGCAUUGGAGCAACUAUACGGGCCCUCUGUGGCGGAGGAAAAGAAGGCAAAGAGCGCAUAUUUUGCGCCCAUCUUGCCGCUUGAUAAUGCACAGCAGUCUCUCUAUUUGGAUGAUCUAGAAAGCGAGUUCCGGUGGGAUAUCUCCGGUCUCGCACUUUAUCAAUCUGCCUCGUUGGGAUUCGUCCCUGAAUCGCUGGCGGACCUGCCUCGGUUACUAUUCAGUGAACCGGAGACUCCGCACACUAUUCUCCGGGACAUAUCGCUGGGCGCAGAUCUUUUGACUACGCCUCUGCUGGGCGUGUCGUCAGAUGCUGGUAUCGCCAUGGACUUUGUCUUCCCGGUUCCUGAUGUCUUGCAGGAUGGCAGCGCCAAACCUCGGCCUUUAGGAACUGAUAUGUGGAAAUCUGACCAUGCUGUAGAUACAUCCUCGCUGGGCGAGGGAUGUACAUGCUAUGCUUGCAAGAAUUACCAUCGGGCUUAUGUCCACCAUUUGCUAGUCGCCAAGGAGAUGACCGCUUGGGCGAUUCUUCAAAUUCAUAAUUUCCAUGUCAUGGAUGCGUUCUUCGCGGGAGUGCGGGAGAGUAUUCAGCGUGGUACCUUCGAGCAAGACGUUCGGAUGUUCAACUGUGUUUAUACCUCUGCUAUGCCCGAGAGCACCGGGGAGGGUCCUAGAUUACGAGGAUAUCAACUCCCGGCCAAUGGCCCUAAUCAGCCCCGUCGCAUGCCAAAGGCGUACGGACUGCUGGAUGGCGCUGCCCAGAAAUUCGCCGCCUCCCAGUCGGAAGUCGCUACCCCAGAUGCCGGCGCCGACGAACUCGAAGAACAAGGAUUUGCUGAGAAGGCCUGA